Symbiodinium pilosum is the source of this 248-nucleotide messenger RNA. The record is from the annotation of a GenBank genome assembly. NCBI's taxonomy places the organism in Eukaryota, Dinophyceae, Suessiales, Symbiodiniaceae.
GCUUGAUAUGCAAGAACAUGUGGAACGUAGACCACAGAUGUGCGACUUCUGUGGCUUUGUCCAGCUCAUGGGAGAACUUCAAGGAUUUGGCAGCCUAUGAGAUGCAGCUGAAGCCUAUGGGUUUCAAGCGUUGCCCGUCCUGUCAGCUGGCUUGUGAGAAGCAAGACCCACUGUCGUGUGAUCACAUCACAUGCGUGUGCGGACAUGAGUUCUGCUGGAUGUGCGGCGAAGAUCGUCGCGUCAUCAAG